AUGACUCUAAUCACUUGCUCUCUAGACCCUGAAAGGACUGGCGUUUAUUCUGACAACUUUAUAUCUGCAAGCCGGCGCAGACAGAGCAGCAGAACGUGCACACAGCAGACGAGCAACAGAACGUGCACACAGCAGACAGAGCAACAGAAACUUUGCACACAGCAGACAGAGCAACAGAAACGUGCACACAAGCAGGACAGAGCAACAGAACGUGCACACAGCAGACAGAGCAACAGCAACGUGCACACAGCAGACAGAGCAGCAGAAACGUGCACACAGCAGACAGAGCAACAGCAACGUGCACACAGCAGACAGAGCAGCAGAAACGUGCACACAGCAGACAGAGCAGCAGAAACGUGCAACAGCAGACAGAGCACAGAAACGUGCACACAGCAGACAGAGCAGCAGAAAACGUGCACACAGCAGACAGAGCAACAGCAACGUGCACACAGCAGACAGAGCAGCAGAAACGUGCACACAGCAGACAGAGCAACAGAAACGUGCACACAGCAGACAGAGCAACAGAAACGUGCACACAGCAGACAGAGCAACAGCAACGUGCACACAGCAGACAGAGCAGCAGAAACGUGCACACAGCAGACAGAGCAGCAGAAACGUGCACACAGCAGACAGAGCAGCAGAAACGUGCACACAGCAGACAGAGCAGCAGAAACGUGCACACAGCAGACAGAGCAACAGCAACGUGCACACAGCAGACAGAGCAGCAGAAACGUGCAUACAGCAGACAGAGCAGCAGAAACGUGCAUACAGCAGACAGAGCAGCAGAAACGUGCACACAGCAGACAGAGCAGCAGAAACGUGCACACAGCAGACAGAGCAGCAGAAACGUGCACACAGCAGACAGAGCAGCAGAAACGUGCACACAGCAGACAGAGCAACAGCAACGUGCACAUAGCAGACAGAGCAACAGCAACGUGCACACAGCAGACAGAGCAACAGCAACGUGCACACAGCAGACAGAGCAACAGCAACGUGCACAUAGCAGACAGAGCAACAGCAACGUGCACACAGCAGACAGAGCAACAGCAACGUGCACACAGCAGACAGAGCAACAGCAACGUGCACACAGCAGACAGAGCAGCAGAAACGUGCACACAGCAGACAGAGCAACAGCAACGUGCACACAGCAGACAGAGCAACAGCAACGUGCACACAGCAGACAGAGCAACAGCAACGUGCACACAGCAGACAGAGCAGCAGAAACGUGCACACAGCAGUUGGGUCAGCAGACAUGCACAUGUACCUAAAAGUUACACAGCUCUCAUCGAGAAGCCAUGUCACGCGCCCGCUAUUCCUAACAACCAAACAACUCGUUACGUCAUGGCUCAGGCCGGCUCAUAG
This is a messenger RNA of Penaeus chinensis, 1362 nucleotides long. RefSeq names its product probable serine/threonine-protein kinase irlF. The record is from RefSeq and is a predicted model, not a curated record. The coding region runs from base 1 to 1362 and encodes 453 amino acids. Lineage: Eukaryota; Metazoa; Arthropoda; Malacostraca; Decapoda; Penaeidae. The transcript is spliced from 2 exons.